AUGCAAAAUAUAACAUCGAACAUAUCACUUGACAAUAAAUUUUGGGACGAUCCCAAUGAUGUGGCGAACGCAACCUCUUCUGUGGACACUGUACCGGUUGCAGACCAGGGUUUCGUUGUGGGUAUAUACAGCGCGUUGUUUGUAGUGGGUGCAGUUGGAAAUGCAUGUGUGUUUGUGGCUUUAGUGCGCUCACGAAGGCGAAAAUCAAGGGUCAAUCUUUUAAUGACCCAUCUAGUGGUCGCGGACCUGAUAGUGAUCUUCAUUGUCAUUCCACUUGAGAUUGGAUGGCGAACGACAAACGCAUGGUUGGCUGGGAACAUGGCUUGUAAAGUUUUUUUAGUUCUACGAGCCUUCGGACUUUAUCUAUCAUCAAAUGUUUUAGUCUGCAUAUCAUUAGACAGAUUCUUCGCGGUACUUUAUCCUCUACGCUUGGCGGUAGCAAGAAACAGGAGCAAAACUAUGCUGUUAUUUGCAUGGCUCGUCGCGUUCCUAUGUAGCUUACCACAGAGUCUAGUUUUCCGUGUCCUCCACCACCCAACGGUCCCGGAUUUCCAACAGUGCGUCUCCUUCGAAGCAUUUUCGACUCAACACCAGGAAUUGGCUUACAACGUGACGUGUUUGAUUGCGAUGUACUUCUUGCCUCUGAUCGUCAUCACUGUGUGUUACGCUUGCAUAUUUUGGGAAAUCCAUACCAACUCUAAGGAAAUAUCAGUUAAAUCAUUGUCAACUGAAAGUGGUCGGAUACAACUACGGCGGUCCGACCAGCGUCCUUUAGCCCGUGCCAGACGCCGCACCCUUCGAAUGACCGUCACAAUAGUCAGUGUUUUUGCUUGCUGCUGGCUUCCUUAUGCUACCAUGACGUUAUGGUAUAUGUUCGAUCGCAAAUCCGCUGUACACGUGUCAGCUAAGGUCCAAGAUCUAUUUUUCAUCAUGGCUGUUUCAAAUUCCUGCAUGGAUCCGCUGGUCUACGGCUCCUUUACAUUGGAUAUGAACAUAAUUAAUCAGAAGUUUAGGAAGUACUUUAAGAGACACCGUAACACCUGCGAGGCUAACCAUAUAUCGACCCUUGAGAACUAUGGCAGCAAAAUGACCACAGGAACAACACGGCCGAUUAAUACAUAUUCAAAAUAUCAGCGUCACUACACCGUAGCCAUUCAAGAGAGUUCGUUGAUUGUGCCUAGUUUCCAUUCAGAUCCCGUUCGAAGUUGGAACGGGAAACCUAAGGAGUUAGAGACGCAGAAAGUUUGUGAAGUGUUUACAUUACAAUCUAAAAUAGAUGUGCUCGAGAGGUGUGUUACAAGUGAAAAGUAA
Messenger RNA from Nymphalis io (European peacock), 1311 nucleotides. It is a transcript of the gene NGR-A28, whose product is annotated as adipokinetic hormone/corazonin-related peptide receptor variant I-like. Bases 1 to 1311 code for a protein of 436 amino acids. The transcript has 8 exons. Gene Ontology annotation, molecular function: vasopressin receptor activity; peptide binding. Gene Ontology annotation, cellular component: membrane. Gene Ontology annotation, biological process: G protein-coupled receptor signaling pathway. The record is from RefSeq and is a predicted model, not a curated record. Lineage: Eukaryota; Metazoa; Arthropoda; Insecta; Lepidoptera; Nymphalidae.